CCCCCCCCCCCCCCCCCAACCCCCAAAAAGGCUAUAUACACCGCGCAACAUGUGCUCCUACACCUACUCCUGGUACUACUGCAACCACGACUACUACAUCUGGGCCAACAGCGUCGAGGUCUGCCCCAACCGCCUGCUGAGCGGCUACUCGUACGACUGCUGGAGCAUCGACAUGUGCAAGAACAGCAAGGUCACCUGCGGCGGCUUCUCGAACUACUACUGCUCCGACUGCUCUGAGGAUGUUAGUCUUGAGUUCGAGCUGGAUGAGAUGUAGAUUGUGUAGGCUCGCUUGCAGAAUAGGGUAGACCCUUUUUCUCGAGUCGCUCGCCGGAGUUUAUGGGGUUUACGAUGCACCUACGAUGCGAUACGAUACGAUACGAACUCGAAGCAUCUUGUGACACGCGCGCGACGUAUGAUACCACUCCAUUCUCGCAAAUCAUGUUAUUGGCAGCAUUUUCUGGCGCUGGGCUUUUUCUUAGCGUUAUAGCGUAUGGGACAUAUCGGCGUUAUCUCUGGCGUCCGUUUCUGCAUUUGCACCAAGACUGGUAUCUGGAACUUGAAUUUGGGAUAUUUAGACUGGCAUUUGCAGCGCUGCGUUGAAUAUAUAUAC
Messenger RNA from Mytilinidion resinicola, 610 nucleotides. RefSeq lists its product as uncharacterized. The record is from RefSeq and is a predicted model, not a curated record. Bases 337 to 600 code for a protein of 87 amino acids. Lineage: Eukaryota; Fungi; Ascomycota; Dothideomycetes; Mytilinidiales; Mytilinidiaceae. The transcript has 2 exons.